CAAACGAUAUUUAGGACCCUGAUCCGUCUAAGCAAACGGACCCGCGGCUCUUCCUGUAAAGAUCAGAUGUGUGAUCAAACAGGGAAUUACUGUAGCGCCGCUUACUCCAAUAAUAUGCACGUUUUACAUCAAAACAACUCUACUACUUAGCUAUCAGUGUCUGUUUCUAAAAUGCCAGACUUCCACGUACAAGUGAAUUUCUUAAUAUUGUGGAACAGUGACGCACUCCUCCGAACGGAAGGCGAUAGCGACGUGUUCCAAAAGGACACUUUACACGUUUACAAAAUUUCUUGGAGAAGGAGGGAGCCUGCGGAGAAUCAUCUGAUCCAACUCCCUGCCAGACAAAGCAGAGAGCAGCGCUCCUCCACAGCACGUAGAGCUGCAAGGCUGCACCUUUAGAUCUGGGUAGAACAAGUCUUCUCACGAACCACUAAACACUAUAUCUCUGUUCAGAGGUUAUUUAAGAAUGGAGGCGCAGUUUGCUGUAGUUUUUCUCUGCGCUGCGGCAGUGCACGUAGGGUGUAUCCCGAGCCCGGUAGAGGACGUGGUCAUUGAGCGUUAUUACAUACCCAGAACAUGUGCCAGAGAAGUAGAAACAGAAGAUUUUGUUCGUUAUCACUAUAACGGAACCUUCCCGGACGGAAAGAAGUUCGACUCGAGUUAUGACCGCGGACCACCGCUGACGGCCCAGGUGGGACUGGGGAGGCUGAUCACAGGCAUCGACCGAGGAAUACUGGGCAUGUGUGUCAAUGAGCGCAGGAGAGUGACCAUCCCUCCCCAUCUGGCCUAUGGGAGCCUGGGGGCAGGGAGGGUGAUUCCACCCGACGCCACACUGGUGUUCGACCUCAUCCUGCUGGACCUCUGGAACUUGCAGGACGAGGUGGAGAUGCGCAUACUGAGGAAGCCCAAGAGCUGCCGGCGUGCCGCGCAGGCCUCUGACUUCAUCCGCUACCACUACAACGGCACGCUGCUGGACGGCAGCUCCUUCGAUUCCAGCUACAGAAGGAAGCAGACGUAUGACACCUACAUCGGGCAGGGUGACUUAAUCAAGGGGCUGGACGAGGGCCUACUGGGCAUGUGCGUGGGAGAGUGGAGGACUGUCAUUAUCCCCCCUUUUCUGGCCUACGGAGAACAGGGAUACGGUAAAAUGAUACCCUCCCAGGCCACCCUGGUGUUCGACGUUCUGCUCGUGGACGUGCACAACCCCAGCGAUGACGUUGUCGUGGAUGAGCAGGUGCUGCCCGUGUCCUGCGACCGCAAGUCAGCCGUGGGCGACUUCAUCCGCUACCACUACAACGGCACCUUCCUGGACGGCACCCCCUUCGACUCCAGCUACCAGCGCAACAGCACCUACAACAUCUACAUCGGCAUGGGCUAUGUGAUCCGGGGCAUGGACAAGGCUCUGCAGGGGGUGUGCAUGGGGGAGUGGCGGCGAAUCACUCUGCCUCCGCAUCUGGCUUAUGGAGAAAACGGCUCCGUUGACCUCAUCCCCGGCUCAGCUGUUCUCAUCUUUCACAUUCACAUCGUUGAUUUCCACAACCCCAAUGACCCUGUGGACAUCAAGGUGACGUACAAGCCCGACGUGUGCAACGUGACCAGUACUGCCAACGACCUGAUCCAGUACAACUACAACUGCUCGCUGCUGGACGGCACACUGGUCUACUCCUCGCACCACUAUGAGCGACCUCAAGAGACUCUCCUGGGGGCCAACAGGGUGAUCGCGGGGCUAGACGAGGGCCUGCGUGGCAUGUGCGUGGGUGAGAGGAGAAUGGUUAUCGUACCCCCACACCUUGCCCAUGGUGACCAUGAAGCACACGGUAUACCAGCGAGUGCGGUGCUCCACUUUGAGCUGGAAUUGAUAGGUCUACAGAAGGGGGUGCCAGAGGGCUACCUGUUUUAUUGGCUAGAGGACCCACCAGAGCCUCUCUUCCAGGCAAUGGAUUUGAACAAGGAUAAGGAGAUUCCCCUAGAAGAAUUCUCGGAAUUCAUCAAGAUGCAGGCAGCAAACGGCAAGGGUCGCUUGUGUCCCGGCCAGGACCCAGGCACCAUCAUCAAAGACAUGUUCGAUAACCAGGACCGCAAUAGGGACGGCAAGAUAGUGGUGGAAGAACUGGAGCUGACAGAGGAGGUGGACAAUGGGAAGGUCCAGCACGGGGAACUCUGAGGGACAAGGUGCAUGUGUGACCGCGAAAAGUACAUGGAACUAGAUGUAAACACUUUCCUAUGUUUCAUUGAACUUAUGCAGAUCUACCCGAUGAGUACAUGGAAUCACAAACCAGCUCACCUAAGAUCCAACGUCCUUUUCACUCUUAAGGAUUUAAAAUUAAUCAUUAAUCAAGAGAACAUGGAUGCAUCUUGAUGACUAAUCAUGAACUCCUCAGUGCUACAAAGCUUGAGGUAUUCAUAAUCACCAGCUAAGGCCUCCAAGACUUCCUCUUGGGGUUUGUUAAACUGUAAAAUAGACUGAACAAGGCUCUUUUGUGAGCUCCUUCAGAGGCCUUGGGAAGAGGGAGCCAUUGAGACUCUGAGGACCCCUCUUGAUCUGUUGUAUAUUAAUUAAGCCAAUACUGUUUCUGCAACCUCCUUCAAUGCCCCCCCCGAUUUUCAUGUUUGCCUAGAGUGCACAUUUUUUACCGUGCAUCAUCACUUCUCUUCCAGCCUAGGUUUCAGAUCUACCCAACAUAGAUGCGAAUUUUGGGAUUAGUGGGACUGAGACAUUUGAGGUUUAUAAUAUGACGCGCAAUAUAACAUUUCUUUCAGGUUCCUUGGCCUGUGUACUAUGUUCAGAAUACCUGAAAUCUUCCUUAGUUAGAAUCACCACAUCGUAUACCAUCUUUCCUGUAGACCCACAUGGAGUUUCUUUUCUCCUCCAUGUUCUUGCACUUCCGUGUUGGUCAUGAGCGAACACUGUAAAGUAUCUUUAUAUAAACACUGGAGUAAAGCAUUACAACGAAGCCCAACCCUUGGAUCAAACAUUUUAACAUUUUUAUUGUAUGGGAACAACCAAAACAUGCCAUCACACCACGCUUCAGUAGCUGUUAUCUUCUGAACAGACAAGCACAAAGCUGGAAGAUACAGUCCACAAUUGCUUAAAAACAAACCCUUAAUGUAGCAUCACACAUCAUACCUAUGACGGAAGCAGCUCCUGAUGGAAGGAUAGUGCAUUGACCCACCAUGACAGUCCCCUCCAUAAACCUCCCCUUCUCACAAAGACUUUAAAAUCCACAGGUGUGUCUGUUGCAUUCUGGACACCCAGAACAUCUGGUCUUAAGUUCAGCACACAGCCCUCUGCCCAGUAGGUUGCAUUAUACUCCCACAACAUCACUAUCUUUGCUAAAUAUGAACCAAAAAAAAAUCAUUAAAAUCAAUAUGAAAACCAA
This is a messenger RNA of Paramormyrops kingsleyae, 3380 nucleotides long. RefSeq names its product FKBP prolyl isomerase 10a (gene fkbp10a). Lineage: Eukaryota; Metazoa; Chordata; Actinopteri; Osteoglossiformes; Mormyridae. The record is from RefSeq and is a predicted model, not a curated record. Gene Ontology annotation, molecular function: peptidyl-prolyl cis-trans isomerase activity; calcium ion binding. Gene Ontology annotation, cellular component: endoplasmic reticulum.